AUGGCCAAGGACCUUGCUGCCGUCCUCCAGGCCUCGUCCUCGGCAUUUGUCGUCGCCCUCGUGCCCGAGAGCAGCGGCGGGUCCGGCGGCAGCCGCCGUGGCGUCUCCACCAUCGCAUCCAAGUUCAAGGCUUCGCUCGACGAUCUGCACGACAAGCUGAUGGAGACAGACCCGAUGUUUGUCCGCUGCGUCAAGCCUAACUGCACCAUGACCAAGGGCGGCAUGUUUGAGGACUGGAAAGUCCUCGACCAGCUCAUCUCGGCAGGCAUGGGCGCCGUCAUCGAGAUGCGCAUGGCCGGCUACCCGGUCCAGCGCAACAAGGAGGCCUUUAUCGACUACUUUGAGGAUCUUGUCGACGACAAGGCUGCGCUCAAGGCCAAGAGCCCUGACGACGCCAUCAAGUUCCUCUGCCAGAUGGUGGUCGAUGAGGAUCCCGAGGCUGUCAAGAACCGGACCAACAUGGCACCGUUCCAGGUCGGCUACGACCUCGUCUUUCUCAAAGACAACAUGUUCAAGGCCAUGUCAGCUGCCCGCGACCGCGCGCUCCGCGCCAAAAAGGCCAAGAUGAAGGCCGCGCUCGAGCACUUUCAGGCCCUGCACCGCAUGUGGCUCGCCCGUCGCCGCCUUCCGCAGCUCGUCGAAGAGUAUGAGCGGAUCAAGAAGCGCAUCGAGCGCAAGCGCCAGCUCGUCGCCGAGGGCUACUCGCCCGAGGAGGCCGACCGCAAGAUUCUCGAAGAGGAAGAGGAGGAGCGGCAGCGAAUCAAGGAGGAGUACCGCCAGACCCACCUCGUGCCGUCGCUGCACGCAGCCGAGGGUGCCCUUGCACCGCUCGAGAUCACCCUCAAGUCGCUUGUCGACUUUGCCAACGGCGCCAAGCGUGCCAAGGAGCGUGAGAAGCUGGCCAAGCGCGCCGAGAUCCUCCGCUCGGCGGCCAAGGCGCUCCGCUCGGCCGUCGCUGAGUUUACCAACGACUUUUACUCCAAGGACAAGACCGAGGCGUACAAGGCGGGCGUGGCCAAGGCCGCCAAGUCGCUCACCAAGGCUAUCAAGGAAGAGAACCGCAUGCUCUCGGACGACAAGACCCGCCGCGAGGAGGAGAUGGCCCGCUUGUUGGAGAUGCAGCGGCUCGAGCGCGAGAAGCGGCUCGCCGCCGAGAAGCAGCGGCUCGUCGACCAGGCCGAGGCCGAGCUCGAGCGCAAGCAGGCCGAGAUCAAGGCCGAGCUUGAGCGCCGCGAAUACGAGCGCAACCGCAAGAAGCGCGAGCGCGCUGAGAAGAAGGAGGCCAUGUACAAGGCUCGUCAGGAGCGGCUCGCCGCCGAGCUCGCCCAGCAGGAGGCCAUGCUUGCCAAGAAGAAGGAGGAGGAGGCUGUGAAGCAGAAGCAGAUCCGCCGCGAGCGUCGCAUCAAGGAGAAGCUCUCGCGCCGCCUCGCUGCCCGCACAGAGGCUCUCCGCGGAACCCUCGUCAAGUUUGGCCGCUCGCUCUGCCGCGUCGAGUGGGUCGGCGAGCUGCCGUAUGCUGGCAGCUCGACUUUUGUCGGCAUUGUCACGCCAAAGAAGACUGCCACCGCUCAGGGCGGAUGCGACGGCACCGUCAUGGGCGUGAAGCUCUUUGACUGCCCGCCGGGCCACGGUCUCUUUGUCCGUGGCCACAUGCUGCAUCUCGUCAAGCCGGGCACCCAUGAGUUCAAAGUCGGCGAUCCGGUGUGGCGCAAGGGCUCGUCCAAGAUGGGUGUCGUCCGCUUUGUCGGGCCGACCAAGUUUGCCACCGGAACCUGGGUCGGCGUCGAGCUCGACGUGCCGGGCAAGGGCAAGAACAACGGCUCGGUCAAGGGCGAGGUCUACUUCCGCUGUCCGCCUCGCUGCGGCGUCUUUGUCCGUCCCGAGGACCUGGCCUACGUCAUUCCCUGGACCGACGAGCUCGUCCAGCGCGUCACCGAGGAGUACUGCAUCUACGAGGGCAUUGACUCGGCCUCGGACGAUGAGGACGACGCGGAGGAUGACGAGGAGCUCAAGAUCCAGCUCAAGAUGCUCAAGUCGGCUCCGGUUGAGGUCGACGUUAGCGCCAUCGAAGUCGAGGCGCUGCCGCUCGACUCGUUCCUCGACGAGCUCGACGAGAUGUGA
Molecule: messenger RNA, 2121 nt
Organism: Thecamonas trahens ATCC 50062
Lineage: Eukaryota; Apusomonadida; Apusomonadidae
Product: dynactin
Exons: 1
Coding region: 1-2121 (706 amino acids)
Biological process (GO): vesicle transport along actin filament; actin filament organization
Cellular component (GO): vesicle; cytoplasm; actin cytoskeleton
Molecular function (GO): microfilament motor activity; actin filament binding; ATP binding
Source: RefSeq, a predicted model, not a curated record